AUGGAUAAUAAGCCGGUGGUAAAGUCUUGUAAGACGCAAAGAAAAGAAGCUCGGUUAGCGAAGAAGAAGAAAAGUGCAUUGAAGGCUGUGAAACGAAAAAAGGAUGUAACAAAACAGUCAAAAAAAAAGUUUGAAGAGUAUCUUGAAAUGGAUACAAGGGGAGGUGGUGUUUCUAUUGAGGAGGAGGAUUUGAGAUUGGAAAGGAAACUGGCAAAAAAGCUCAAGGUGAAGGAGGAUGGAAAGUUACGGGGAUUGGAUGAUGACACGAGUACGUUACUGGAGGGAAUUCCUUCUGCUGUUGAUUCUUUAGAGAAAGAAGAAACCCUAUAUGCUGAAGAAUCUUCCAAAAAGAUCUUGAAUAGUGAAACUUCACGUAAGAAGCUUAAGAAAAGUAAGUCCAUAGAGCAAGAAGUAAUGGGUGAGGUGGCAAGUGACACUGUGGAUGGAACAUCUGACCUAGUAGAUGGUGGUCGUGGGAAAAAUGAUGGCACAGAGUAG
This is a messenger RNA of Ilex paraguariensis (yerba mate), 498 nucleotides long. NCBI's taxonomy places the organism in Eukaryota, Viridiplantae, Streptophyta, Magnoliopsida, Aquifoliales, Aquifoliaceae. The record is from the annotation of a GenBank genome assembly.